AGUUCUGCACACAGUUAGAAACAGUUCAAUCAGUGUUCAUCGUCGACGCUGUCUGGUCUCUGUCUCUGCACAGGAAAAGCUAUGUAGUCUGUGUUUUGGAACCUCUGCCCUUGUGAUGGAUCUCCAAACCGUUCUCAAAACCACGCUGAAGAACAAAUAUCAGAAACCGAAUGAAGUGUCUUCUGAAAACUCAUUACUCCCUUCAAGACUUUGCUAUUGGAAGCCCAGGCAUGACGGUGCAUUAUUUGAUUUGUACGAGCAUGAGUUUAGACAUGUUGACAAGUCUAGCUUUCAUACGUGGGUUGUUUUUACAACCGUCCCGCUCACAGAUAUUUUAUCAUGUGACUGCAAACAUAACAGCAGUAAAAGAACAGUCAUCACUUUAGGAGUGAGUGGAGUUGGAAAAACCACAACCGUGCAGAGCUGUGCUCUUGAAUGGGCCGCAGGGAAGGGAUACCAUGAUAUCCACCUUCUGUUUCCUCUCACAUUCUGGGAGCUAAAUUUGUUUAAAUGCAAAUUGAGCAUAAUUGAACUACUCCAGACAUUUUACCCAGAACUGGAGGAGCUUGGUGGUUCCAGUCUAAAUAAAAACAAUGUGUGGUUUGUCCUUGAUGGACUGGAUGAGUAUAAUCUCCCCCUAAAAUUCAACGGUCCAGCAGUGAGUGAUGUUUCUGAGGUAACCACAGUGGAUGUUCUUCUGACCAGCUUGAUCAGGGGGACUUUACUUCCCAAUGCUCAUGUCUGGAUAACAACCCGGUAUGCAGCAGCAACACAAAUCCCUGAUGGCUAUUUGCUCAAAGAGACUGAGCUACAAGGGUUCAGCAAUGAACAGAAGGAGCAGCACUUCCGAACGGUUAUCGGUGAUGAUGAUCUGGCCAACAAAGCCAUCGACCAUAUGAGAAUAUCAAGGAGUCUUGACUUCCUUUGUCAGAUACCUUCAAUCUGCACCAUCCUGGCAACUGUUUUGAAGAGUCAACUAAAAGCAGACAAGGGGUUUAAAAUCAAUCCUUUGAGUCUUACCCAGAUUUACACUAAUCUGGUCAAAGCAUCGAACUCGGCUUUUAUUGCAAAACUGAAAAACCUGGCACUGCUCCGGAUGGCAGAGGGUAAUGUAAUGUACGAGGAUGACCUCUCAGAGAGGGACAUAAGUGCUGAAGAUGCAUCAACUUUCUCCAGAGAAUGUCCACUUGUGUUGAGAGAAGAGAAGGGGCUGCAUAACACCUCAGUGUUUCGCUUUGGUCACUCAAGCAUUCAGGAGUUCUUGGCUGCGUCUGCUACACUGGACGACAUUGAAGCGAAUCCUUUACGGUCUGGCUGUUGUCAGCAUCUGGUGGAAGAGGCGCUGCAGAGUGCUGAUGGAAAAUAUGAUGUCUUCCUACGCUUCAUCUUUGGCCUCAUUAAGGAGCGUCAUAUGCUUGGGCCCACUGAUCAGCUGUUUGACUACACCAAGAGGAAGAUCCUGGAGAGCAUUAUGUCUGACAGCGCUGUGAGUCUUUUCCACUGUCUGAGGGAGUAUGACAGCCAGGCUUUACUGAAUGAGGUGAAGUUCUUUCUGAAGUUUGGUUCCUCUCCUAUUGAUGGGUUCGCACCAAUGCAUUGGCAGUUUAUGAUCCAAAGGACCAGGACUUUUGAAGGGAUGAGGGAGACUUUUGAGAUGGAGGUGUCCAUGAGAUGUGAUGACAGACUCCUCAGGCAGCUACCAGCUAUUUUGAAAUCAAGGAAAGCCAUGCUGCGAUUCUCUAACCUGACAGACAAGUGUUGUCGAGCCUUGGCAGCAGUCCUGAGCACAAGAGAGUCAUACCUGAGGGAGCUGGACCUGGGAUACAACAGCAUCGGUGAACAUGGAGUCGGGAUGCUUGUGGAGGGGCUGAAUGAUCAAUACUGCAGACUGAAAGUUCUCCGGUUGCAAGGCUGUGGAGUGACCGCGAAAGCGUGUGAAUACUUGGCCACAUUCCUGACCCAAUCCCGGAGACUGCAGGAGCUGGAUCUCAGCAGGAAUGAGAUAGGAGAUUUAGGACUAGGAUGUCUUUGCAAUGGUCUGAGAUCUCAUGACUGCCUGAUAGAAACACUCAAACUAUCACAGUGCAACAUUCAGCAGAAGGGCUGCUACUAUCUAGCGUCAGCUCUGCAGAGGAACCCCGACCACCUGACAGUGUUGGAUCUGAGCAUCAAUCUGGUCGGAGACAAGGGUGCCAACAAGCUCUUUAGAAAGUUCGAUAUAUCACAGCUGAGAAAGCUGGAGAUGUACCACUGCAGCCUCACCGAGUUAAGCUGUGCAAGUAUCGGCGAAGCUCUGAAGUCUGAAGCCAGCACUCUGGUGGAACUCAACUUGAGCAGCAACAACUUGAAAGAUGCAGGGUUUGCGCUCAUGUGCGAAGGCAUGUACGCAUGGUGCAGUCUGGAAAAACUCAAUGUUUCAAGAUGUGGAAUCACUGGCUUUGGAUGCAUUUGUUUGGCAAAGGUCCUGUGUUCAGUCUCGCUGCGCUACAGUGGGGGGAUGCCGAACACAGACUUGCAGGCAGUGGAGCUGAGAGAGCUUGACCUCAGCAUGAACUGCCUUGGAGACAAGGGAGUCAGGGAAAUUUCAGCCGGACUGAAGAAUCCCUACAACCACCUUAAAAGUCUCAAUCUGAGCCAGUGCAGCCUGACUGAUGACUGCUGUGCAGAGCUUGCAUUGGGAUUUGGGUCCAAGGAGAGCAUCCUCAGUGAGCUGGACCUGUCUGGCAAUGACCUUCAAGACAAGGGAGUAAGGAAACUCUGCAUGGGACUCAGAAGCCCUCAUUGCAAACUCCAGAAGCUAUCACUGCGGACCUGUGGCCUGAGCCCGUGGAGCAUUCAGUUCCUGACCACUGCCCUGAAGUCAAAUCCCCAACAUCUGGCAGAGCUGCAUGUGAUGGGCAACAGCCUGGAGGACUCGGACAUCAGACAGCUUAUGAAACUAACAAAGAACCAGAAAUACUCAUUACAUACAAUAGAUGUCUCAGCCGACUGAGGAGACAGACAGAAAGCAGACAUAAGGACAAAAACUGGCUCACAUGUUUUAGACCACAUUGAUGGUGGGAAGGUCCUUGGAUUUCAGAGCUUAUUGUAGCAACAAUAUAAAGUGCACAAAGUGAAAGAGAAAUGAUUGUAUGAAUAGUUGAUGUUGUGAUUUAUCUACUCAUUUUAAAAUAUGUGCCUACACCUACAGUAUUCCUUGUAUAUUGCCUAUUUGUGGAUGUAAUGCAGAACUUGAAAUAAUACUGUAUGUCUUAUCAGUGACAACUAAAUAAACUAGAUUCCUUCUGGUC
This is a messenger RNA of Seriola aureovittata, 3290 nucleotides long. RefSeq names its product NACHT, LRR and PYD domains-containing protein 12-like. The coding region runs from base 116 to 2992 and encodes 958 amino acids. The record is from RefSeq and is a predicted model, not a curated record. Lineage: Eukaryota; Metazoa; Chordata; Actinopteri; Carangiformes; Carangidae. The transcript is spliced from 9 exons. Gene Ontology annotation, molecular function: protein binding.